Messenger RNA from Lolium perenne, 1144 nucleotides. Its product is annotated as VIN3-like protein 2. The record is from RefSeq and is a predicted model, not a curated record. Lineage: Eukaryota; Viridiplantae; Streptophyta; Magnoliopsida; Poales; Poaceae. Gene Ontology annotation, biological process: vernalization response; epigenetic regulation of gene expression.
GUCAAAAUCUCCGGAUAAAGCACUUGAACUGCUGCAUGAAUGGACUACCUGUGGUAUUAUACAGAUUUUUUGUUCUCAAUUAUGCAAAGAUGGAAAAUAUGUAGGGAUGUCAAAACAACAGAUACUAAAUUAUCUCUUCAAUGCUGUGAAUGAGAAGUCAUGUGGUCAUGGGAAAAGUAUGACGAAGUCAGCCCCUGAGCCGAACUCAAGUGAGAUCAAGUUACCUUACAAAACACUGAAAAAGAUUGUUGUUCCAGCCCUUCCAGUUAUUGCAAGCGCUCCAGGGUGUUUGUCAGGCAAAAGCACACCAGGGAGAAUCGAGGAUGGUGGGCACAAGGAUGGACCUUCAGAACCUAGCACAUCUGAUCAAGUAACCUCUCUUCCGAAGUCCUUAAACUUGGUGCCUCACAAGCAGGUGAUUUUAUUGGAGAAAGCACCUGGUUCACUGGCUCCCAGAAAAGGGAAUGGUAUCGAAUUGGGUGAUAGUAUUAUUGGAACAAGCUCUAGAUCUAGCAAUGAUGACCAUGUUCCUCAUCCUGGCCCUCUGAAACCUAGAAUAGAACCAUGGAGUCCAUCAAGCAGUAACCCCUCAGGGAAACCUGAUGACAUUGAGCAAACUGAUGAAAAUGCUUACCUGUUAUGUGUCAAGGUGAUCAGGCAGCUGGAAUGUGAGGGUCACGUUGAUGUCCACUUCAGAUUGAAGUUCUUGACAUGGCUAAGCCUACAGGCGACUCAGCGGGAAAAGGAAAUAGUUAGCGUGUUUGUGGAGACUUUCACCGACGAUCUAACAAGCCUUGCCAGCCAGCUACGUGACACCUUCUCGGAGGCAAUCUACAGCAAGAAGCCGCCUAUGGCACCAUAGUCUCUGCAUGAAACUUUACGACUGACAAUAGAGUUUUUUUUUUGUGUGAGCGAAAUGGGGAGUUUUUGGCACCAAUCUUACUUAGGAUAUAUUACUGGCCCCGUACUUUAUUAGCUGAUCAUUGCAUCAACUUCUCAGUGGAACAUUAUCCACUCUAGUAGUUUGUUUUGUUAACUUUCCGCCUGCAGCUCGAAGUUCAACAUCUUAACCAGUAUGAAGCAUCAGGAAAUUUGCAAUCCAGAAUAGCGUUAUUUUGAGAUCCUAAUGUUUAUGUAAGUGUGC